Molecule: messenger RNA, 711 nt
Organism: Filobasidium floriforme
Lineage: Eukaryota; Fungi; Basidiomycota; Tremellomycetes; Filobasidiales; Filobasidiaceae
Exons: 4
Coding region: 1-600 (199 amino acids)
Biological process (GO): regulation of transcription by RNA polymerase II
Cellular component (GO): mediator complex
Molecular function (GO): transcription coregulator activity
Source: RefSeq, a predicted model, not a curated record
AUGCAAGCAGCUCCCAAGAUCAAGCUCACAAUCAAGAGGAACCGUUCCGCUGAGGAUGAGUCCACAAUUCUCACGCCUGAACAGGAAUCGGCUCGGCAACGAGAACAACUCGAGGCCAAGCUCUUGACGGCCAUCGAUAGCUUGUGGCAGAUGGAGCUCAGAGCUGGAGACGUCCAGGAGAACAACCGAGAGUUCUUAGUGAAUGAUAUCGACAACCUAGUCAAGCACUACUCGGAUAUUUCGACGCUAGCAAGCCAGAUGAACGAGACGGUACACUACAACGCUUUAGAGCUGGUAGACAGACUAUCGAACAAUCCUCAUCGAUGGACUCGAGAUCAGCUUAGCGCGUCCUUGCGUGCAAACCAGCUCGGAAACGCUCGGAUCAAGUCAUACGAGUCUUACCAUGAUACAUUGGUAGAUGUCAUGAAAGAGGCCUUCCCGGACAUGAACGAUGUGCUACAACCGAUCAGCGGAGCCAACAAGUCAAGUACUGUCGUGCCCCUGACUCCGACCAACGAAGGAGUGUCUACGUCAGGGUCCAAGGUACCGGACCUGAGGCCCGACGACGGCGAAAUCAAACAGGAAUACGAUCGACAGUAGACUUCUCCAGGCAGCAUCGCUUAACGACCUUGUAACGACAUCACACGAAGAGGACCUUUAUGAACAUAACAUGCAAUCUCUCUUGCGAGAUUCUGCCACCGGCAUUACAAG